AUGGAUGGUGGUGCUGAUUUUGUACACAAACAAGCAGUCACUAGGGAUUAUGUUGCACAACCGAGGAUAAGCUAUAGGACCGUGUCGGGUGUCAAUGGACCCCUAGUUAUUCUGGAUAAUGUGAAAUUUCCAAAAUAUGCCGAAAUCGUCAAACUUACUUUAGCAGAUGGUAGCAUAAGAAGUGGGCAAGUCCUUGAAGUGAGCGGAAAGAAGGCGGUUGUUCAAGUCUUUGAAGGCACCAGCGGUAUUGACGCAAAGCAUACCACUUGUGAAUUUACGGGUGACAUUCUACGUACUGCGGUGUCUGAAGACAUGCUUGGGAGAGUAUUCAACGGAUCUGGAAAGCCGAAAGACGGUGGUCCAGCUAUUCUCGCCGAGGAUUAUUUGGACAUUCAGGGUCAACCUAUUAACCCUUAUUGUCGAAUUUAUCCGAAAGAAAUGAUACAGACUGGCAUAUCAAGUAUUGACGUCAUGAAUUCCAUCGCAAGAGGACAGAAGAUCCCAAUUUUCUCUGCGUCCGGUCUCCCUCACAAUGAAAUUGCAGCUCAAAUCUGUCGCCAGGCUGGCCUUGUACAUGGGGGUGGCCCCGAUGCCAAGGAAGACGAACGGGACAACUUUGCCAUUGUGUUUGCUGCGAUGGGUGUCAACAUGGAAACCGCCCGUUUCUUCAUGCAAGACUUCAAAGAGCAUGGUUCGAUGGAGAAUGUGUGUUUGUUCCUGAAUCUUGCAAACGAUCCAACCAUAGAACGCAUCAUCACGCCCCGUAUCGCACUUACUACGGCGGAAUAUCUUGCCUACCAGUGCGAGAAACACGUCUUAGUUAUUUUAACUGAUAUGAGUUCGUACGCCGAAGCUCUGCGCGAGGUUUCUGCUGCUAGAGAGGAAGUUCCUGGACGACGUGGUUUUCCCGGCUACAUGUAUACUGAUCUGGCAACGAUCUACGAGCGAGCUGGUCGUGUCGAGGGCAGAGGUGGUUCUAUUACUCAAAUUCCAAUCCUUACGAUGCCGAACGACGACAUCACUCACCCUAUUCCUGAUUUAACGGGCUAUAUUACUGAGGGACAAAUUUACGUCGAUCGUCAAAUUCACAACCGCCAGAUUUAUCCCCCAAUAAACGUCCUACCUUCUCUGUCGCGGUUGAUGAAAUCAGCAAUUGGUGCGGAUAUGACGCGGGAAGACCACGCCGAUGUCUCGAACCAGCUGUAUGCAUGCUAUGCUAUCGGAAAAGACGUCCAAAGCAUGAAGGCAGUGGUUGGCGAGGAGGCCCUCAGCCCCGAGGAUCUUCUUUAUCUUGAAUUCUUGACGAAAUUCGAAAAGAAUUUUAUUGCUCAAGGCCCCUACGAAAAUCGCAGUGUCUUUGACUCACUUGAUAUUGGCUGGGAGCUGCUGCGAAUCUUCCCCAAGGAGGUUCUAAAACGAAUCCCAGCACGCAUUCUCGAUAUUUAUUAUCCUCGACGCAUGGAAACGACUGCUACCGCACGUUAA
Molecule: messenger RNA, 1485 nt
Organism: Dibothriocephalus latus
Lineage: Eukaryota; Metazoa; Platyhelminthes; Cestoda; Diphyllobothriidea; Diphyllobothriidae
Source: the annotation of a GenBank genome assembly